Messenger RNA from Haliaeetus leucocephalus (bald eagle), 1213 nucleotides. It is a transcript of the gene FCF1, whose product is annotated as FCF1 rRNA-processing protein. The record is from RefSeq and is a predicted model, not a curated record. Gene Ontology annotation, cellular component: nucleolus; small-subunit processome. The coding region runs from base 79 to 639 and encodes 186 amino acids. The transcript has 7 exons. NCBI's taxonomy places the organism in Eukaryota, Metazoa, Chordata, Aves, Accipitriformes, Accipitridae.
GGUCUCCCCCCAGCUCAUCGCGGCUGUGUGUCCCUCUGCUUGCAGGGGAAGCAGAAGAAGGCGAGGAAGUACGCGGUCAUGAAGCGCAUGAUCAGCCUCCGGGACCAGCGCAUUAACGAGAAGGACCGGGCGAAAGCCCCCGUGAAGAAGAAAGAGGACCCGAGUGCCAUUAAGGAGCGGGAGGUCCCCCAGCAUCCCUCUUGCUUGUUCUUCCAGUAUAAUACACAGUUGGGCCCCCCUUAUCACAUCCUGGUUGACACUAACUUCAUCAACUUCUCCAUCAAGGCCAAGCUGGACCUAGUACAGUCAAUGAUGGACUGUCUCUAUGCCAAGUGUAUUCCAUGUAUCACAGAUUGUGUAAUGGGUGAAAUUGAAAAGUUAGGACAGAAGUACCGUGUGGCGUUAAGAAUUGCCAAGGACCCUCGUUUUGAACGCUUGCCAUGUAUGCACAAAGGAACCUAUGCAGAUGACUGCUUGGUACAGAGGGUCACUCAGCACAAAUGUUACAUUGUGGCCACAGUGGAUAAAGAGCUCAAGCGGAGAAUACGAAAAAUCCCAGGAGUGCCUAUAAUGUAUAUUUCCAGGCACAGAUACAAUAUUGAGAGGAUGCCAGAUGAUUACGGAGCUCCUCGAUUCUAACCUGUCCAGCCAAGCCAUCAAUGACAGGACUCUGAGCCAGGAUAAGGGUCCUUCUGGUUCCAACCCUCCUGCUUUCUUUUUUGCUGGGACGCUGCUCGUAGGACUGUGGGUGACAUUGGACUAACUUCAUAGCCUUGAUCUUCUAAGAAAAAGCUACUUGGAAGAGUCUGUUUUUAUUCAUCCUUGUUCUGACUUGGCCUGAUUACCUAUAGCUGGGAGAAGCGCAUAGGAAAGAGGGGACAGCAGUGCCCAGAACAUGCCUAACUCCCUCUUCACUGGGAUCAUUGGAAAAAGUGAUUUCAGCAUUCCAAAUUAAAUAUUGGUGAUGCAACUCUGGCUGAGAAAGAAGCCACAGAAAUUUUAGAAGUUUCUUAUUGCUGCACCUGCAGCAGGACAACUAUUCCUCUGGAAAAUCCCUCACACCUGUCCCACGAGCAAAUUGGAACCUGCAUUAUGGAGAAAAGCUGUCAAACCUGCACCGGUUGGCAUGCCUUCUCUGGAUCAGUGGUCUGGAAGAUUUUAAUUCAGAAUUGAUGGGCUUUUAUUCAACUGUACAAUGAAUGAAGUUUGGUUA